AUGGACACGGCGUACCUGUCUGGGUCUACGUCGAGUAUGGCGGGAGGAGGAUCAACUGUCCCCAGGCGCAGCGAUGGCAACGUGUCGCUUGGAUUGUUCAGCAAAAUCGCUGCAGCCCGCAAGGAAAACCUCUCGAGUUUCAGUAAGGCUAUCAGCGGGGACUUGGGGCCACCAGGACGGAGUUUUGAAAAGAAAUCGAUGACAGGGACAAGUAAUUUUCCAGAACUCAACGAUGCUAGUGCACGCAGUCCAGCUCUACGGACGUCGGGAAUGGGCGAACGCAAAGCAAGUUCGCGCUACUCUCAAAAUGUAUGGACAAAGCAAAAUAUACCGGACGAGCCAUCACGAGCAGUAGGCUUCCAAGCUCCUGUCAACAGCUCAAUUUUCAGUGCACCAGGGGCAAAUCGAGCGGUUUCUGCUCAAGCACCGUACUCCAUACCUGUAGGAAUAGUGUCACCAACAAGUCGGAGGCGGCAUGUCUUGCCUCCACAUCAGCAGCUUUAUCAUCAACGUCGAUCCACAGCUAACUCGCCUACAGAACUGCUAAGAAAUGAUCGAGAGGUGCUUAUCAAGGAGGCGCCAACAAGACCUGCCACUGCUAGUGAAAUCCUAGACACUCGGUAUCCAGGAUAUCAGGGCAACGUACGUGGCUACGUCAGGAGGUCACCAGAAGUGCUAUCGACCUCAGUAGAUUCAUCGAGUACUACGCAUGGUUGGCAUCGCCACGGAGAACUGUCGCAUUCGUUUCAAGCUGGGACGGCAGAACUCCAUACUAGCAAUGAUCGUUAUAGGACCCGGACAGAUUCAAUGGUAGCUAAUGACAUGAAGUAUUCUGGAGCUGGAGAGCAACGAGUAAGUACUCCUAACCAAGAGGUGCACUUUGCAGUGACUGCCGAGAUCCCAGGAGUGCCGAUCGUCUAUCGGAAUCAAAAGACAAAAGCAACGAACCCCGAGCGCUUAAAUCUCGACCGUCGUAACCUGCCAGUGAUUCCUCUUCUCGAAGGCGAGCAAACAUUACGCCUUCUCAACCUUCAAAACAAUGUCAUCCGGAGGAUAGAAAACCUAUUGGGAUUACCAAAUCUUAUAUUUCUUGACCUAUACAAUAACCGCAUCGAGAAACUCGAGAAUUUACACUUAGUGCCGAACCUACGAGUGCUCAUGAUGGGAAAAAAUCGCCUUCGGACCAUUGAGAAUCUAGAGUGCUUGCAGAAGCUGGACGUACUGGAUUUACACAGCAACGAAAUUGAGCAGAUGCAGAAUCUGAAUGAACUCAAAGAGCUGCGAGUUCUAAACCUGGGUGGGAACAUGAUUUCCACAGUAGAAAACAUCGACAAAUUGAUGCUCCUCACCGAGCUAAAUCUUCGACGGAAUCGAAUCAAUCGCAUUGGAACAAUUGGCAACCUGCCUUCGCUAUUAAGACUUUUCCUAUCAAACAACAAGAUCGAGACACUCGAAGCGAUAGAACCGCUUUUCCAGGUUUCGUCCAUCAGCGAGUUGCGUCUGGACUCGAAUGGAGUCUGCGCGCCCAACCAGAUGGAGUAUCGUGUGCGCAUGAUACGUAGCUUUCCGUCAUUGAAGCAUUUGGAUUUAAAGCCUUUAAGUGAUGCCGAUAAAAAAGAAGCUCUGCUACAUGCCAAUUCCCCAAGCAAAUGCGUUGAUACAGCAGAAGCAGCUGCAAGAACGCAAGCGAUUUCAUACGUCAAGGCGUAUUGGGAGCGACGUACUGAACUCGUGCAUUCUCCGUUGGGUAGCAAAGACUCACGAGAUCUGUCGUAUCUCUCUUCUUGGGGAAUCCCUACGAAAGAUAAACUGGUUUCCCAUACCGGGUAUGAAGAGCGAGAGACCACGCCCAUAACUCGCGAGGAAUUGACGGUUUACAGCGACAGUACGGGCUUUUCUGAGAUUGAGGUGUACAGUGACUAUCGCGUUCUUGCCAUUUAUGGAGAGGCAUUUGAUGCACUCGAGCAGACGAAAGCUCACUCAUUAUUGACCACGAUUUCGUUUCGAUAUGUGGGUAUUAGCAAGAUCGUGAAUGCUGUCAGUAGCGCUACAAACGCCAAUUUGAAGCUUUUCACACGUUUGAGAAGAAUUAUCUUCGCAAAUAACGAUCUCCAGUCAUUUGAUGAGCUGCUGUGGCUGAAUACUGUGGGCUCGAAAGCUGAAGAGAUAUUUAUUUCCCAGAAUCCUGUCUGUGCCAAGACUCUUCUCAAGCGAUUCGUCGGUGCUCGAAUCAGUAACGUCUUGCGGUUCAACGGUGAAGAGAUCAACUCAGUAGACCGACAGAUUGGCAAGCAACUUUUUCCAAAGCCCAGCGUUUCUCGUUUGCGAUCAGGAGAAGCUCCAGAGCUCAACAUUUUGUUACCUUCAAAGGCACGUGUAAAAGAGGUCAAGGACACGAAGCCGUCGCGUUCAUCGCCAGCUCUGCACAAUGCUGCCACAUCCUCUGUAGUCAGUGAGAUAUUCAACGCAGCAUCCGACAUCGAGAAGAAGACCGCGGUACGUCAUCUUCUCGUCUUCCGUCAUUACCACAUUACUUAGCGUUCUACCAAUGCAGGCCCUUGAUCAAGCGUGGAAGGACAUGCUCUUGUCCAUCGUCAAGGAAACCCUACAAGACAUCGAGCGUCGCGACAGCUUCAUGUCUGGUUGUCUCGAAAAUCUGUAGCUCAGUUCCAGCAUCAGUUUUGAAGCUAAUAAAAAAAUGGAAACAGUUCUUGAAACCGGUC
Messenger RNA from Phytophthora nicotianae INRA-310, 2723 nucleotides. RefSeq lists its product as hypothetical. Bases 1 to 2538 code for a protein of 845 amino acids. The transcript is spliced from 15 exons. NCBI's taxonomy places the organism in Eukaryota, Oomycota, Peronosporomycetes, Peronosporales, Peronosporaceae. The record is from RefSeq and is a predicted model, not a curated record. Gene Ontology annotation, molecular function: protein binding.